AAUUUUGCCCGUGAAUAAAAGCACAGCAACCCUCGUCGUUUCUCCGCUCGCCGCCGUUCCAGCAAUCAGAAACGAAACCCUAGACCCAGAGAUUUGGGCUUCUCUUGCUAAUGGAGUCUGCGCCACCUCCUCCGGCCACCGAAAGCCCCUCGCUGCCGUGCUGGAGCGCAGUUAUCCGGAAGACUUCCGCCUCUGCGGCUGAAGAACCCAUCCCCAGUCGGAUAUUUGGAAACUGCAACUCGAACAAGGGAAUUUCGGUCGCCGUUGUUGAUGCUAAUGCUAUCAUCCAUGGUGAUAAGCUCGUUGGCAGCGCGGAUAGUUUCGUCUCGGUUCGCGAAGUCCUAGAUGAGGUUCGGGACCCGGUGUCCCGUCAGAGGCUUGCGUUCCUGCCCUUCCAUGUUGAUAUCAUGGAGCCAUCCCCGGAGUCAAUCAAGAAAGUUGUUAAGUUUGCAAGAGAAACUGGGGAUUUGCAAACACUUUCAGAUGUUGAUCUUAAGCUCAUCGCCUUAACUUAUAUGUUAGAAUCUCAAAUACAUGGGACCCAUCAUUUAAGGGAAAGCCCACCCCCAAUUCAUGCGGUGAAUGUCAAAAACCUACAUGAGGCAGAAAUGCCAGGUUGGGGUUCCAAUGUGGGCAAUGUAGCAGAAUGGGAAGCUUUGGACCAAGAUGGAGAGGGAGGUGCAGAUAAUGGAUCUCGAAUUCUUCCAUUGAAAGACUUGAGCAAUGAUGUCAUUACUGCUUGUGGAUCUGAUGAACAACAACAGUCUUUUGCCAAACCUAGAAUUGUGUAUCCAAAGAAGGAGAUUAAAAUUGACGGGAAGCAAAUGGUUUCAGAUGGAAUAGAUGCUUCCCAAGGGCAAGAUAUGGACAAUGCUGAUGAUUGGCGGCCUGCUGUCAGCCGUAGCACCCACAGAAGAUAUUUAAGAAGACAAGCAAGACGUGCAUUUCAUGAUGCACAGAGAAAUGAGCAGUUAUGUAGUGAGGCUUCUACUGAAAUUGAUGCAUGCACAACUGAACUGGAUGAGCUAGAAUUAUUAAGCCAAACUGAAGGAAGCAUCGAGAAUUAUGCUGCAGAUGAUGGCAGCGUUGAGGCUGCUGUUGUAGAUGAAGUUAGUAUUGGGCCUGAUGCUCUAGAUGAAGCCAACACUCAGGCUUCUGUUGAUGAUGCCAGCAGUGAACAGAGUUGGAUGUUACGAUCGCUGUCUGAUUCAUCUGUGGCUUGUGUUACCAGUGAUUAUGCCAUGCAAAAUGUUAUCCUACAGAUUGGACUUCGUCUUCUGGCACCUGGUGGGAUGCAGAUUCGUCAAUUGCACAGGUGGGUACUAAAAUGUCAUGCAUGCAACAAAGUGACACAGGAGGUUGGGAGGAUAUUUUGUCCAAAGUGCGGUAAUGGUGGCACCUUAAGGAAGGUGUCUGUCACAAUUGGGGAAAAUGGGAUGGUUCUAGCUGCUCGAAGGCAACGUUUUAUCCUUCGUGGCACUAAAUUUUCACUUCCCUUGCCUCAAGGUGGAAGAGAUGCAAUCACAAAGAACCCUAUUUUACGUGAAGAUCAACUUCCUCGCAAACUUCUUUACCCUAAAACAAAGAAGAAAUCAAACAAAAAGGAGGACGUCUUCUUCAGUUCUGAUGAUAUUUUUUCACAUGCUGGUGAAGGCAGAGCUCCAUUCAGGCCUCCUGUGAGAAAAACAAUGGCUCUGUUCAGUGGGAAAAGAAAUCCAAAUGAUAACCAUUAUUCUCGCCCCAAGAAUUGAGAAUUGGUUUGGUCGUGAUCUGUAAUCCACUAUGACACAGUUAAGAGAUAUUCUCUCUUGGCUUUGAUGCCCCAAAUAUACAUUAGUGAUAACCACCAAACUCUCGAGCUCGGCUGUCAAAAGUAUUUUUUAAGCUUAAUGUAGAAGCAGCAGUUUUGAGUUUGUUUCAUGUUGUUUAGCUUUAAUGUAUUUGAGCGCUGAAUAAUUUAUGCAUACAUCCUAUUUUUUCUAGCCUUCAGUUUUGCAAGAUA
Messenger RNA from Dioscorea cayenensis subsp. rotundata (Guinea yam), 2002 nucleotides. Its product is annotated as 20S-pre-rRNA D-site endonuclease nob1. Gene Ontology annotation, cellular component: preribosome, small subunit precursor. Gene Ontology annotation, molecular function: RNA endonuclease activity. NCBI's taxonomy places the organism in Eukaryota, Viridiplantae, Streptophyta, Magnoliopsida, Dioscoreales, Dioscoreaceae. The record is from RefSeq and is a predicted model, not a curated record. The transcript has 5 exons. Bases 111 to 1751 code for a protein of 546 amino acids. Gene Ontology annotation, biological process: ribosomal small subunit biogenesis; maturation of SSU-rRNA.